AUGGACCGAUUCACUCAGUUCCCUGCCGUCAAUGACGAUAAUGAUGUUCAUAUCAUGCCCUGGCAGGUGGAUGCCCAACUCCCCUCCGAUAUACUUGCUUUGUCAUGGGCACUCUUGCUACGCGCAUUUACAACGGAGGAGAACCCGGUUUUUGUAUUGAAUGGUGUGCCGGUCAAAGCAAAUAUAUCCGCCCAAACGGUUCAGCCAGCAGAUCUGGCUGUAUCAGACCUCUCAGUCAAACACACAGCCUUAGUGUUGGGAGACCCUGUCUUGAGUGAUGAUGGGAAUCAUCCGGCAUUACAGUGGACCCUGGACCCCGCCACGCAGUUGGGAGCUUUGCGUGCGACCGGAGGUAUGGAUGCCGAUUUCCUGUACCAGUUGGGCAACCAGCUGAAGCAGAUCGUGCAGCAGCAGGCUGCUCAGAAUGGUAUACAGAUGACAUUGUCCGCCACCGAGGUUCCUGAUUUGGCCAUAAUAAAUGCCAACCCUGCCACACUGCCAGGGCCUCAACUUCUACACGAGCUUGCUCUGCGUGAGCUCAACCAUUCAAACCAUGCCAUUGAAUUUCUCGCUGCGGAUGGAAACGUUCGUUGCUUAUCGUACCAUGACUUGGACCGGAUUUCCUCAGAUCUGGGGAGAAAAAUAGCUCGUGCUUCGAUACCUUCCCAGGGCAGACAGAGGGUUGUGCCAGUACUUCUUCCCCAGUCUGUGGAAUUGUAUAUCUCAUGGCUGGCCAUUCUCAAGGCUGGCGCAGCUUUCUGCCCCUUGAACACAGAUGCACCAACAGAUCGCAUCGAAUUUAUCCUCCAAGAUGUGGCUGCAUCCGUAGUGGUCACAAAUGAUAUUCUUGCCAUGAGGAUACCACCGAGAGAGCAGAUUGCGAUUCUUACAGUAGACAAUCUCCAAACAGAUACCGAUAUCACAGAGCCAUGCCUAGAAAGCAGCAUUUCCACUGAUCUGGCAUAUGUCAUGUAUACAUCCGGCUCUACGGGCCGCCCCAAAGGCGUCGGGGUGUCCCAUCUUGCUGCCACUCAGUCACUCCUUGCUCAUGAUGAUUUGAUACCCCCUUUCCAGCGCUUUUUACAAUUUGCAUCUCCUACCUUUGAUGUUUCCGUGUUUGAGGUGUUUUUUCCGAUGAUGCGAGGGUCAACCCUCAUUGGCUCGGAGAGAGAGCAUAUGCUUCUCGAUAUUUCCCAUGUGAUGACUACGAUGGAAGUAGAUGCCGCUGAGUUGACCCCAACGGUAGCAGGAGAGUUGUUGCGCACACGAGCCGCGGCUCCAUCUCUCCGGGUGCUCCUCACAAUUGGCGAGAUGCUCACCAGGCAUGUGGUAGACGAGUUUGGCCAGACCGAGGGCAGAAAUGGCAUUCUCCAUGGCAUGUACGGGCCCACCGAAGCAGCAAUUCACUGUACUGCUGCCACCCAUUUCCAAGCCAAGGAUCGUGUCAAUAUGAUUGGAAAGCCCUUCAAAACCGUUUCCGCAUACAUCAUGUCACUAACCUCCGACGGGCCAUCCUCCGCGGAGCUUCACCCCCUUUCAAUAGGUCAGAUUGGAGAGCUUGUGGUGGGUGGUCCUCAAUUGGCAGACGGGUAUAUCAAUCGGUCCGAAGAAAAUGCCAAGGCUUUCAUAGACAGUCCGGUAUAUGGCCGACUCUAUCGCACGGGAGACAAAGCCCGCAUACUCCCCACCGGAGAGAUUGAGUGUUUUGGCCGAAUUUCCAGCGGCCAGGUGAAACUGCGUGGCCAGCGGAUAGAGCUGGGCGAGAUCGAGCAUGUUAUCACCAGAGCCUCUGGCGUCCGCAGUGCUGUAACUAUAGUAAUCGACGGAAAUUUGAUUGCCUUUGUUCUGGUUACCGACAAGGGAACGACAGACAGCAGUCUCCGAGACGUCUGCCGUCAGCUGUUGCCUCGAUUCAUGAUUCCCGGAGAAUUCGUGCUUGUCGACCAGUUCCCCCAACUUCCCUCUGGCAAGAUCGAUCGUAAAACACUAGAGGCCGAUUUCAUUCGCCACCGAAGCUCCACCCAGGCCUUUGACGGCCAACCAUUCCGGGAUAAAAAGGAAGAGUCUAUCGUCUCAAGCGUGGCUGAUGUGCUGGGCCGACGACUCUCCUCAGCAGAGAGCCUAGCAGCCGCAGGUCUUGAUUCGCUAGCAGCAAUCCGUCUCGCGUCCCAUCUCUUGGAUGCAGGGAUUCGCUUAGGUGUGGCUACCCUGUUGGAGGCCGACUCAGUGGACGAGAUCUGGCAGCUUGCCACCAGCCUCGAAGGUGCGAGCCCAACUGACGACGCUCAAGCAGCGCUAGGAGCUAUCCUGCAGCUUGUUUCGGAUGCAGGGUCAGCAAGGCUUGACUCUCUGGGCUUGAGCGAUCAGGUUUCGGACAUCGUACCUUGUAGCCACAUCCAACAGGCUAUGAUCUUAGAGACAAUCCGAGACAAUAAGGCAUACUGCAAUUGGAUUGAGCUGGAAUUCAAGCCCUCGGUCAGUUCAACUUCGGUGAAAAACGCAUUCAGCCAACUGAUGAACCACAACGAAAUCCUGCGGUCUGGAUUUGUGGAAAUCGGCCUCAAAGAUCACUCAUAUGGUCGAUUCACUUGGAAUAACCUCGAAGAGCAUAUUUCCGUGCAACGGGAGCUUGACUACAAUUUGGGGUUGAGUGCAGGUCACGAUGUCUUGAACCCCUUCCGAGUCCAGAUCAAGGAAGAGGAGGAUCAUCUCCGCGUGCUGGUUCAUAUGCACCAUGCACUCUACGAUGGAUGGUCUUGGCAACUAUUGUUGAAAGAUCUCAGAAGUAUCUUGUCCGGAGAGGAGCUCACUUCUAAACCUUCAUAUAAUGUCGUCGCAAAAUUCUUCAUUGAACAAAAACUGGAUAAAUCGGCCACAGAGUCCUCAGCCUACUGGCAUGAUCAACUACAGGGUCUUUCUCCUGCAAAUUUCCCUACCUUCUAUGGACAUUCAGAUAUUACACAUGCCACCGACAAGGCUACUCGCGUGCUGGACAUAUCCGUAUCAAAACUCAACGAAGUAUCCCAGCACCUUCGCAUCAGCCGGCAAACUAUUUUCCAAGCCGCGUUCUGCUAUAUUCUCUCCUCCUACAUCGGGACCGGAGAUGUGACCUUUGGAACUGUCUUUUCAGGCCGAACUCUGCCCUUGAAGAGCAUUGAAACUGUUCUCGGGCCCUGUAUCAGAACUUUACCUACGCGCAUAAACCUUGAAAAAAUGGAAGACGUGGCCGAUCUUCUCUUGGCCAUCCAGAACAUGAACCGCAAGUCGCUCGAGCAUGGUAUUGUUUCUCUUCAGGAUAUAAAGAAGGCUUCUGGUAUCGACUUGGAUCGCAAUCUCUUUGACACCGCACUCGUAUGGCAGGAAAGCAUUUGGUCAGAUGAUGACCAGAGCUCGGUGUUCCAGGAAGUUGGAGCGGGAGAGUUCCUAGAGUUUACGCUUUUGCUAGAGUUUGAGCCGCGAGAAGAAGACAUCUUUGCCCGGGCGACUUAUCAAAAGUCGGUGCUCCCAUUCGAGCAAGCCAUGAUACUCCUCGAGCAAAUCGAUUCCGUAGCUUCGAUCUUGAUUGAUAAGGUUGAUCUUCCGAUUCAAAAGAUCCCAUCUUAUCUUCCCUCGUCAACGUUGUCCAUUCAACGUGCAGAAUCGCCCGAGCAAGUCGAUCUGCCAAGCUUGGCAUCCGGCGUCGAGAUAGUUGCCUCUGCAGACCCCGACAGGGUAGCAGUUGAGCUGAUGCUCUGGAAGCUGGAACCUCCUGCACCCCUAGUCAAAAGCAUGACCUACAGUCAACUCAACUCCCGAGCCAAUGGCUUUGCACAUCUUUUGCUCCAUGUUGGAGUGACAAAAGCCGAUCUAAUAGCCAUCCACCCGACAACGUCCCUUGACUUUUACGUUGCCGUGCUUGGAGCUACCAAGGCCGGUGCUGGUCUCCUCCUACUUCCCCAAGCCUCUUCAGAGACGAUUCAUUCUAUUCUGUCCAUGGCAAAUGCCAAGUUCUAUAUCGUCGACACCUCGACGGAGCACAACCUUCGCUUGGAUUUUUUAAAGUCCGUUCAGCUGAUUCACAUGUCUCAUUCGCUGGAUAUGUAUCAUGAUUUCAAUAUUCCCUGUACUAGUGAAGGGUCUGAUGUUGUUUAUGCCGAAGUGACGGUAAUUGAAAACGACUUGACGGAAAGCGUUGUCAUUUCGCACCAAAACUUACAGAGCAAUAUCAAUGCUCUUUCGGCUUUAUAUCCAACGCCAACCGGGUCGAAAAUGCUAUCAUGCGUACAAGGAUCAGGUGCAUCUAUUUGCCAGACAUUCUUCGCUUGGAAUACUGGCAUGACAUUGUGCUCAGCUGCAGACAUAAUCAUGAUGACUCGUAUCGAGGAAGCCUGCCAGGACAUGGAAAUAACACACCUUCACUUGCCUCCCAUGCUGGCCUCCCGCAUUGAUCCACAAGCCGUUCCCCGUGUGCAAUACCUCCUCUCUUCAGGCGAAGGAAUGACCCCCAAGCUCCAUCGCAAUUGGGCCGGCAAAGGUCUUCAUCAAGCAUACAGCAACCAUGCACUGGCUCACGUAUGUACUAUCUAUCCCAAUAUGCAAACAUCGACGUAUGUUCGAAACAUUGGUAGACCCCUGAAGAACACAUCUGCGAUGAUUUUGGCAGAGGGAGAUCCAGUCGCUAUUCUUCCCCACGGCGCCAUUGGGGAGUUAUGCUUUGGUGGAGAUCAAGUUGGGCGUUGCCUACCCGGCACCGAGGCCUCAGUGACUGGACGAUUUGUUGAUCAUCCUGAAUUCGGUCGUAUCUAUAGAACGGGCGAUCUUGGAAGGUUGCUUCCUGAUGGUACACUCAUUCUCUCCCGAAGUUCUGAUUUUGUACAGUCGUAUUCUCCUAUUGAUCUCGAUGAAGUUGAUUGUGCUCUUGGGUCUUUGGAGAUGGUCGAAGAAUCAGUGAGCAUGGUUUUGGAUGAGCCAAAACUGGGUCAGCAGGGACCACUGGCAGUAUUUUGGGUUUCUUCAACGAAGUACUCAAAUUCUGUGCAAAUUGAGGAAGCCACGAAUGAUCUGUUCAAUGAGAUCACGAAGAAACUUCCUUCUGCUAGCCUUCCAUCGCUUCUCGUUCUUGUGGACGUGAUAGAACUCACCAUGUCUUACAAGACUGACAAAUUUCUGCUGAGGCAACGAUUAGAACAGCUGACAACAAAAGAACUUGCGGUGUUUUCACCAAAGUUAAAUGGCGAUAAUGCUGGUGACAGUUUCACCGAGCUCGAGAAGACUAUAUCGAUCACACUAUCGGCAGUUACUGGCACCGACCAAAGCAAUAUCCAGAAACACACAUCUUUCUACAGACUGGGUCUGGACUCUCUUUCUGCCAUUUACUUCUCGCGAAAGCUACAUGAUUCUGGAUGUGGAAAGCUUUCUGUGUCUACGAUUCUGCGCCACAGCUCUAUUUCUCAACUUGCAGCUGUCAUUUCUGCCACCAGCGACGAGUAUCAGUCCGAACAGACUGUGGUGCCUGCGCCACCAGCGGCUUUCGAUGAAAUUUUCACUCGUCAAGUAAAAGAGGACUUCAAAGCUGCAGCCAAGACUGUCCGGAACAUUUACCCUUGCACUCCACUCCAGGAGGCUAUGCUUGCAGCUGAAUCUGGUGGUAAUUCGGCGUAUUUCAACCACCUCUUGUUUCUUGUGCACGCCGAUCCAGAGGCCAUGAGAGCGGCAUGGGCUAAGAUGAUGCAAAGACAAGAUAUCCUUAGAACAUGUUUCUCGCAAACCAAUGACAAGCGAUUUGCAUAUGCUCAAGUUGUACUGGAUACAUCGGUCUUACCAUGGUCUCAUAUUGAAACUUCCUCUUCUGAGAUUGGAAAUGUCAUCAAACAGACCAAGUCCAAGUUUGAGGGUCUUGCUCCUGUCAAUGGCCAGUUGCCCUACUCGCUGACUUUGAUAUCUGAUUCCAAUGCGCAGAAGACACACCUUCUAUUGUCCAUUCACCAUGCACUGUAUGACGGAGAAGGUAUCUCCCAGUUAUUGCACGAGCUCGAGUUAUUACUCUCAAGCCAAGAACUGCCAGCCAACGUUCCAUUCCGCAAUUUUAUCGAUUACAUGACCUCUCUUGAUCAUGGCUCGUCAGAUGAAUACUGGGACCAGUACUUAUCCGGCGUUUCACCGACCCUCCUUCCCACGCCCAGGCCCGCAGCCAAAGGAGAUGAUUCGGCAUCACAGCAGAUCCAUAGGUUCCUGAAAGGUUCUUUCACAUCGUUCAAACAAGAAUGCAAAGACCUCUCUGUGACUCCUUUGAACGUUUUUCACGCUGCGUGGGCUAGACUGCUCUCUCUAUACACCGAUUCCUCCGAUGUGUGCUUUGGUAAUGUCUUCAGCUGCAGAACCGUUCCCUUGAAUGGCGCAGAUCGGAUAGUUGGGCCCUGCUUCAACACACUCCCAGUUCGAAUCAAGCCCUCCUCAACUGCCACGAAUAAUGACAUCAUGAAAUUGUCCCAACAGAGCAACAACGACAUUUUGCCUCACCAACUCAGCCCUCUACGGCGAAUUCAACAGCGUGUUCUUGGCGAUGGCUCUCGCCUCUUCGACACGCUGGUCAUUUUCCAGAACAGAAAUACAGAACUUGACUGCAGUGUCUGGGAACUUCUUCAGGACGAAGGAAACAUGGGAUUUCCUUUGAUCUGUGAGAUUGUCCCCGACGAGUCUGCAGACAACAUCCGGGUCUGCCUCCACUUCCAAGUAUCACACAUCUCCCAAGCCGUGGCUGAGACUAUUGCGCGAGAUGUUGUGGCCAUUGUUAGACACAUCAUUCAAUAUCCAUCUGGUCAAGCAUCCGAUAAGCGGCUUUUGGGGAACGAUAUUCCUCAAGUUUUCAGGCAGAAGGUAUCGAAAACGACAAACGCUGUUCAUUUCUCGACCAGAUCUGGCCCAAACCGCCAAUUAUCCUAUCAGGAGGAGAUUGUCCGCAGAAUCCUUUGCGAAUUCUCCGAUUUCAGCUCGGAAAAUGUGUCCCAUAAGACGACGAUCUUCCAACUUGGCCUGGAUAGUAUCAAUGCUGUGCAGGUAUCGGCAAAGCUGCGAGGGCUGGGGUAUAAGAUUUCAUCCAGUGAUAUUCUCGAGGCUGCCUCCAUUGAUCAAAUUGCUUCUCGCCUCACUUCCAGCACGAUCGUUCCUGAGGAAAUCGAAUUUGACUUUGGACUUUUCCAAACCCAUCAUUUGCAAUCUGUUUGCGAACGACUUGACAUUUCUUCAGAAAUGAUACAGUCUCUUCGCCCUUGUACGCCAGUUCAAAAUGGCAUGCUGGCGAUGUUUACACACUCUCAUGGUUCCACGUACUUCAAUCGAAUGACUUUGAGAUUCCCAGCACCUUUAGACAAGAACAUUUUGAAACAAGCAUGGCUCAAGGUUAUGGCUCAGCAUGAAAUGCUUCGAACAGGCUUUGUUCAACUGCGCGAUCAGGAGCAUCCUUUUGCUAUGAUAACUUACCAUGAAAAUAUCAAAUUACCAUGGCUUGAGACCUCGUGUUCCAUGGAAGACACUCCUGGUGUUCAAGAAAAGCACGCUUUGGAAAAUCUCCACCAGCCCCCAUGGAGUAUUGAAGUCGAGGAAGGUGACAGCACCAGCAUCAUGCGUUUCUCUGCAUUGCACGCUAUUUACGAUGCACAGUCUUUGGCUACCAUAUUUGCAGAUGUCAGAAUAGCAUAUGACGGAAAGGUCCUAGCUACGCCGGCACCAGUCACCGCAACUCUUGGUCCGAUCCUUCUCGAAAGCAGCAGCCAGAGUGAAUCCGCACAAUCGUUCUGGAAAAAAAUAGCUUCAGAAGUGCAACCUUCCAAAUUUCCCGACUUGCAUCCCAUCCGCACAGGUGAGUAUACAUUACUCACCACCUCUAUCUACUGUGCGCAGUCUCGCAAGGCUCUCGAAGAUGCCUGUCGGGAUAUUGGUGUGACACUACAAGCAGCGGGGCAAGCUGCAUGGGCUCGCUUAUUGUCUGCAUACACAGGCGAAUCCAAUAUCACAUUUGGAACCGUGCUGUCGGGUAGGAACUUAUCUACCGCUGCCGAACAUGCGGUAUUUCCAUGCCUAGUCACAGUGCCAACACCUUUGCGUAUUGAAGGCUCCAAUAGACAGCUUUUGGACCGCACGCUGAAGCAGAAUGCUUUGUUGAUGAAAAAUCAGUUCGCUCCUCUGCCGCAUGUCCAGCGUUGGCUGGGUAGUGAUGAGCCACUCUUCGACACACUCUUUGUCUAUCAAAAGCUUAGAUCGGAUGCAGUGGGUACUUAUGGGUGGGAUAUCAUUAACGAGGAGACGAAGAUUGAUUAUCCCGUCUCUGUUGAGUUGAUCCCGCACUCGACAGAUCUUCAGAUUUCAUUGAGCUACCGGGGCGAUAUUGUUCCUUCGGAGCAAGCAACGAUCCUUUUGAAACAAUAUGACAAGUUCUUGCAGGAUACUGUCUUCCGUCCAGAUGCCAACUCCAGCAGCCAUGAGUCUGUGGGUAGCAGCCUGCUUUCUGUUACUCCUGCCAAAGAAGCACCGAUACCUACCACGGUGUCUUUGUUGCAUCAAUUUGUCGAACGGAACGCGCUCAAGAUCCCCGACAAGAUUGCCUUCGAAUUUGCCUUUGGUGACACUGCGGACAGCCUAAAGAAGAAGACUUGGACUUAUCGUGAGUUCAACGAAUGCGGCAAUCAGAUUGCGCGUUUUCUGCAGACGAAGGGGGCUGUUCCUGGUGGGAUUGUGGCAAUAUGCUUUGACAAGUGUCCUGAAGCCUCUAUCGCGAUUCUAGGUAUCAUGAAAGCUGGGUGCGCAUAUUUGGCUAUUGACCCCGGCGCUCCUAUCUCUCGCAAGCAAUUUAUGUUGAAGGAUUCCGGUACCAAGAUCCUGCUGUGCAAUCAAUCCAAAAUGGCGGAACUGGAGGGUCUACCGGCUACUGAAGUCCAGGCCCUUGAUCAACCCGGGCUGCUGAAUGGGAUUUCAACAGGUGAUGUCCCCCUCAUCCGUCCGAUCCAGCCAGAUGAUACUUGCUAUUGUCUGUACACAUCUGGUACAACCGGAACACCGAAGGGCUGCGAAAUCACGCACGAUAAUGCUGUACAAGCAAUGCUUGCAUUCCAACGAUUGUUUGCAGGGCACUGGGAUGAAGAGUCGAGGUGGUUGCAAUUUGCCUCCUUCCAUUUUGACGUCAGUGUUUUGGAACAGUACUGGAGCUGGAGUGUUGGAAUUUGCGUCACUUCCUGUCCGCGAGAUCUUCUAUUUGAGGAUCUAACUGGAACGAUACAAAAGCUUCAAAUUACGCAUAUCGACCUGACGCCCAGUUUGGCAAGGCUGGUCCAUCCUGAUGAAGUUCCGUCCCUGUGUCAGGGAGUCUUCAUCACCGGCGGAGAGGCGUUGAAACAAGAAAUUCUCGAUGCCUGGGGCAAACACGGUGUUAUCUACAAUGGAUAUGGGCCCACUGAAGUCACUAUUGGAUGUACAAUGCUCCCACGGAUGUCUGCCAACGACAAAGCCUCAAACAUCGGGCCCCAGUUCGAUAAUGUGGGAUCGUAUGUCUUUAGUCCCGGCACCACAACACCCGUCCUACGUGGUGGAAUAGGCGAACUCUGCGUCUCCGGGCCUCUCGUUGGAAAGGGCUAUCUAAAUCGGGCGGAGCUCACGAAAGAACGAUUCCAAGAACUCCCCGAGUUCGGCGAUCGCAUCUAUCGCACAGGCGAUCUUGUGAGGAUUUUGCACGAUGAAAGUUUCCAGUUUCUUGGUCGGAUCGAUGAUCAGGUCAAGCUCCGCGGACAGCGACUUGAGAUUGGAGAAAUUAACGAGGUCAUCAAACAAGCUACGCCUGAAUUGAACGAAGUCGCUACCCUAGUGAUCACGCACCCCAAACAGUCUAAGGAACAACUUGUCUCUUUCUUCACGACUGUCACUGCAGAUAAGAAGGCUCGUGCUGUCAAAGUUGGAGUCCGAUCUUCAGAAGAUGAUCGCACUCUGCUGUCGAUGAUCAAGGGCGCUUGCCGCACCCACCUACCCGGGUAUAUGGUGCCUACACAUAUCAUUCCGAUGACCCGCUUCCCACUCUCCGCUAAUAACAAAGCUGACAUGAAAGUCUUGAUGGGUAUCUAUCAGGAGCUUUCUUUAGAAGAUAUUCAGAAGUUGAGCUCAAUGAGUGUUGGUCAGCCUACUGGCAGUGUCCAGGAGCAGAAGAUCAUAUCUGUGCUGGCGAGGUUUAUUGGAGUUUCAGAAGGGCAGAUCUCGUCGUACUCUAGUAUCUACGAGCUUGGGUUGGAUUCUAUAUCUGUUAUUGCUUUCUCGAGAAGUCUCCGGGAGGCUGGGUUUUCUCAGGCUCAGCCAUCAGUCAUCAUGAAGUAUCCUACAGUUUCUGGGCUGGCUUCUGCUCUACUGGUGCCCAUCUCAUCUUCUGUGUCCGCGGAAGCCAUCCAACGAAAUGCCAAGCAAGGCAUCGAGGCUUUCGCUCACAAGAACUCCCACGCUAUCAUCGGGCGUAUUGAUGCCAUCGAUGAUGACAUUGAAAAGAUUGCGCCUUGCACUCCGCUCCAGGAAGGUAUCAUAUAUCACUACCUGUCGAGCAGCACGCCGUUAUACUGCUCAUCAUUUACUUUCGAACUUGACCCUUCCGUCAACCUCGAGAAUCUAUGCACAGCUUGGGAUCAGACCCAAAGAGAAGUUCAAAUGCUGCGUGCCAGACUUUUGCCAUCUUCGGACGGCUACGCCCAAGUUAUCAUGAAAAAGAAUACUCUGCCUUGGUUCCUGACUACAGCCGGGACCAAGGAGGAUAUUGAUGACUUGCGCAAACAACGACAUGAUUACUGGGCCACCCAGCUCGAUGAUCUUUCAUCCAAGUUAUGGGAAGUCGGAGUCAUAUGUUCCCCCGAGAAAUCGGUUAUGUGCCUGAACAUAUUCCAUGCUCUCUAUGAUGGAAACAGCCUGGUCCUGCUCCUUGAGUCUGUUGCCCGAAAUUAUCUCGGCCAUGGCACGAGCUCGCAGUCAAUCCCUGAGUUCCUUGAUGUUUUGCACUUGGGACCCCUGUGCAAAGACCCUGCUGCAGAAUCAUUCUGGAAAGAGCAUCUUGCCGGUUGCUGUGACCGACCUUUCACCGAGAAUGGUCAAGAAGACAGCGCGUCAAUUCUGCUUACGGUUCAAAUGGAUUCGACGGAGCAGCUCGACCAUCUUCGCCGGUCUCUCAAUGUUACAGAGCAAGCUGUUCUCCAUGCCUGCUGGCUUCUCACUCUUUACCAGCAAUACUCAUUCGUGCCAGCACUUGGUAUCAUUGCCUCGGGGAGAACAAUCGAUGUACCAGGCAUUUCCAAAGUUAUCGGGCCGUUGUUCAAUACGGUCCCCAGCAACAUUCAGCUGCAUGAUUUGGAUUAUUGGUCUGAUAUCGCUCGGCGCUGCCACGACUACCACGUGUCCAUGAUUCCAUUCCAAUAUACCGCCUUGCGGGACAUUAUUAAAUGGCUCGGGAAAAACCCCGACGAGCGACUCUUCAACUCUUUGUUUGUUUUUCAGAGGGAACCUAGUAACGCGGAAUCAUCCACGAAAGAUCUUUGGUGUACACUCGACUCGGAGGCCGAACAUGAGUACCCUCUGGCAUUUGAGAUUGUGCGCAAUAACAACCAGUCCCUGACAGCUACUAUUGCCGCAAAGAGCCAUGUGGUAUCGUCGGACGACGCUCAGCAGAUGUUAUGUAAUUUCGAGAAAAUCCUUUCUGACUUUGCGCAAGACCCCAACAGACAGUUGCCCAGGAUAAACGGGAGCUCUAUUACACAAGCUAUGACGAAUGGUGAGAUAAAGCGACACAAUGAGUCUCCUAAUCCCCCAAUAAAGAGCAAUGGGGAACAUACCAAUGGCUCUUUGUUUGAAUGGACAUUCAAAUCUCGCACAAUCCGCGACGUGAUUGAAACACUUGCGGGAGUGGAGCCUCAAUCAAUCAGUGAGAACACCUCCAUUUUUGAAGUUGGACUUGAUAGCAUCGAUGCAAUCAAAAUAUCUUCGCGGUUGAGCAAAAUCGGCUUCAAGCUUCCCGUGAGCUCCAUCAUGCGCCAUCGUACAGUGAAGGCCAUGAGUGAGCAACUCUCAAUAACAAACGACCAUAUCAAAGAUGGGACAUUUCCAUUGCUCAACCAGCUAGAGAAAUCGUUGGUCAAGUUUCUCGGAGCGGAAGGUCUUCUCCCUACGACCGCGACUCGCAUACUGCCAGCGACACCCAUUCAAGAAGCUAUGGUAGCAGAAAUGUCUGCCUCUGGAUACAAACAUUAUUACAAUCAUGAAAUUCUCGAGCUUGAGCCAGAUGUGGACAGUGAAAAGAUUGAACAGGCAUGGAGAGCUGUCAUUAGAGCUCACCCUAUCCUCCGUACUUCAUUUGUUGAAAUCUGGGAUCCACAGAUCCCUGUUUCAUACGCUCAAGUAAUUCACAACGAGGAUCAAAUUGACAUUCAGACUGUCCAUCUGCACGGAGCUUCUUUGGAAUCCAUUAUAGAGACUCAGCGCUCAAGGGUCCAUAAUGAGCUGGCAGGCUGCCCCUUACUCUCUCUCACUAUUGCGGUGGACGGAGCUAGGCGGCACCUUGUUUUGUCGAUUGCGCAUGCUCUCUAUGAUGGCUGGUCAAUCAAUCUGCUGCAUGAAGAUGUUGCCAAAUCCUAUGCCGGUGCAGAUUGUUCCCGCCCGCCAGCUGAUGACAUUCUUGAGCAAAUUAUUGCCUCGUCUAGCGAUGAAGCACUCAGGUUCUGGCGAGCGACGCUAUCCAACUUCACUCCAGCCUCAUUCUCGCCCAUGGAGCACGCUGACAAUAGCUCGGCCGUCGUUCACAGAGCAGAACAAUCGUUAACCGUCCCACUGUCCAAGGCAGAAACUUUUUGUAAGCGACACGGUGUUACUAUCCAGGCGCUUCUUGUCGCCUGCUGGUCUCUUGUCCUUGCCACGCAUGUCAAGAAGCUAGAUGUGGUAUUUGGGCUGGUCCUUUCUGGGCGGAAUGUGGCUGACUCUGAGCAUGUGAUGUUUCCGACCAUGAACACUGUCGCCAUGCGAGUUAUUCUUCAUGGGACACGCGUAGAAUUGGUGAAGUAUGUGCAAGAGGCUCUCCUGGCAAUGUCGGAGCAUCAGAAUUUCCCGCUUCGGCGCGCAAGACCAGAUAUAGGAUCGCAGGCGUUGUUUGAUACGCUUUUUAUGUAUCAGAAGAGACCGUUGGAAAAUGUCCAGACUGGGCCCGGACAGGUUUUGUAUAAAUCUACUGGUGGAACAGCUGAUGUUGAGUACCCUGUUUGCACUGAAGUUGAAGGUGUUGGGGAGAAUCUGGUUGGGCGGGUUGCGUGUCGUGGAAAUGUUGUUGGGGAUCAAGAUACUCUUGCGCUGUUAGGGCAGAUGGGCAAUAUCCUGUCUUGUAUCAUUGACGGUCCAUCAGAACGAACUGUUGAGUUCACCAGCAAAGGAGUUAAGAUUUGUGGAAACCCGGCUUUUCAUGAUGAGCCUGGACAAGACAUUGAGACUAAUGCAGUGCCCCGGAGACUCAAUCACGCACAAUGGUUGCCCAUUGAGUCAAAGAUCCGCAAGGUUCUUUCUAUUACAUCCGGGGUGUCUGAAAGCUCUAUUGACAAGAGCUCCACAAUUUUUGAGCUUGGCCUGGACAGUAUCAACGCCAUUAAGGUGGCUGCACUCCUAAAGAAACAGUCCAUCAAGCUCGCAGUCAGUGACAUGCUUCGGGCUGGUACCAUCGAAAACAUGGCCAAAGCAGCCAACAGCAACGAGAUGGAGCUCUCGCUCACAAACAUCUCGAGCAUUCUGCACGAGUCACUCCAUGGCAUCGAUGUGAUGGAACUGCUACAGUCGCGUGGUAUUGAUUCGCAACGAGUGCAGAAGAUUUUCCCCGCAACUGCAGGGCAGAUCUAUUUCCUUUCAAUGCACAUCCUGAACCCUGAGGUAUUCUAUCCUGAGUUCUACUAUGUGGCAUCCCAACAAUUGAGCCCUGCGAUACUCGAUCGGGCUUGGGCUUGGGUCAUAGACCAAACCCCAAUGCUUCGAACGGCAUUCGUUCCCACUGCCGAUUCUCGGCUAUUGCCCUACGUGCAGAUCGAGUUUGAGGCUGUGCAAAUUCCUGUGGUCUGGCAUUCCAAGUUUGAUCGGCAUCUUGUUUCAACAAGUCUCAAGCAAGAAUUCGGGGCAGUGCCGGUCGCACUGCAUGCCUGUCAAACGAACAAGGGGACAGCGCUUAUUCUGCAAAUCCACCAUGCACUGUACGAUGCUGUCAGUCUACCCCAUAUCAUAGACAGACUUGUUGCACAAUGCAGUCAAGAGCAAGUUGCCAAGCGAAACUCCAAUCUUGAUAUAUCACAGCUCGUGGCAUUCCAGCAUGUCCAUUCGCCCGUCGAUGUCCGGCGGCAAUUCUGGCAAAAGUAUCUAGGCCAAAUGCCAACAGCGGUAAAACGAGGGGAUGGCUUCGGCUCUGUACAACAUCACUACCGACCGGGGCUGGUUUCAAAUAUGGCCAGCGUGGAAAGGUUCGCUAAGCGCCAGGGCCUUAGCAUUCAGACCGUCUUUUUGGCAGUCUAUGCUCGAGUGCAUCUGCAAGAAUUUGGUGCCGUUGAAACCGAGGAUGCAGGGUCUCACAGGCGGCUAAAUGUUGGACUGUACCUUGCCAACCGAUCUUAUUCCAUUGAGGGUCUAGCCGAAUCUGUGAUUCCCACUGUUAACAUUGUUCCACUACGACUGGAUGACAAAAUCAGCGACUCCAACGACACCCUCCUUGAAGCCGCCCGCAGAAUCCAAACUGAAAUCAACGAGAUCAGCCGACCAGAAUACUCGGGUGUGUCUCUCGUGGAAAUUGCCGAAUGGACGGGAGUCCGAAUCGACACUUGCAUCAAUUUCCUGCGACUUCCUGAGCCAGAAUCGAAAGCACCCGGCAACGGCGAAGCAGAGUUUUCUCUCACAGCAAUUCAACGCGAGGAGUUUGAGGAUCUUAGCGGGGCCCCAUUUUUGAAAAACGACCCAAUCGAGAUUAAUGGCAAUGAUUUAACGCCACCGGGUGCAGCCGAAACGAGCCCGGGCCUCCAGCAUCCAAGCGCCUCGACGGCGGCUACUCAGCCCAUUUUUCAGCCUACGAUCGACGUGGAAGCCGCCAUCCGCAAUGGUCAGUUAGAUUUUGGGCUCUUCGCACCGGAGUCCCGUCUUGACCGAGAUACAGCGGAGACCGUGAUCGGCGCUAUGCGACGGGAGAUGUCUGCAUUGGUGACAGGUUUGGAAUCAAUAUAG
Molecule: messenger RNA, 15225 nt
Organism: Penicillium coprophilum
Lineage: Eukaryota; Fungi; Ascomycota; Eurotiomycetes; Eurotiales; Aspergillaceae
Gene: sidC
Product: nonribosomal siderophore peptide synthase SidC
Exons: 6
Coding region: 1-15225 (5074 amino acids)
Biological process (GO): amino acid activation for nonribosomal peptide biosynthetic process; secondary metabolite biosynthetic process
Cellular component (GO): cytoplasm
Molecular function (GO): phosphopantetheine binding; catalytic activity
Source: RefSeq, a predicted model, not a curated record